ACUGUGUUUCCAGAAGAGUCUCGAUGGUCAGUGUUGCAGUAAAUCUAGUUAAAUCUAGGUUGUGUGUAUUGAGACGCAGCCGUUCCUCUGGGCCGCUAGAGGGCAGCAGCGCGCUGGAGCAGUGCGGCUACAUUCUGCGAAGAAGAACACAUCCCGGAAGUGCAGCUCUUUUCACGUGGAAGCCCAAUUUACUGGACUACGAGCUUUUAUUUUAGUAUAUACAACACGUUUUUAUAGUUUGCAAGUCGCAGCACGCUCUUUCCGUUGAAUUUGUCUGCACUUUGUCAAACUUAAUUGUUCACUUGCUGUGCUGAGUCUCGUGCAUGGUUAGAUGUUAGCUGCAUGCUAACUGUUACAGAUCCUCAGUCUAUCAGGUGCUGAAUGUAGCCCGUCUGCUUAAAGCAACAUGACGGAGGUGUUCAGCAGUAACAGUGAGACGGUGCUGCAGCGCAGUGUGGAUGUGGACGUGAACCUCACUGAAUCAAGCAGCCGGCUUGAAGAUCUACAGGAGCUUUAUCAGCUCAGCGAGACCUGUUCCUUUAUUACCAGUAAUAAUUUCAAAAAGGUAGCUUUGCAGUUUCCUGAUGAACUUCUGGUAGAUAGCAUUGCAGUCUCUGCAGCGUUAGAGAGGGAAACCGAAGCAAAGACUUAUAUUUUAGGUGACACCACCUAUGGCAGCUGCUGUGUGGAUGAAGUGGCUGCCGAGCACGUCGGAGCUGACUGCAUCGUGCACUACGGCCGCUCGUGUCUCAGUCCAUCCAGACGUCUGCCCCUUAUGUACGUGUUCGGGAAGAGACCCAUCAAUGUGCAGGAGUGUGCUGCAGCGUUCAGGGAACUCUACCCUGACAGGGAGACUCACAUGAUCAUAUUGUAUGACGUCACCUACUCACAUGCUAUAGAUGACUUCCAAAGGCUUUUGGGUGACACCUACUCCAACGCUGUGUUCUCUGUUCUAAGAGCUGAUCAUUCACACGGUCAGGUCUAUGGAACUCUCAAAGUUGGCAAUAACUCAAGCUGUCAGGACGAUGGGUUUGUUCAUAAAUUCGGCCGGCAGUUUGGUUUAAAACAAGGAAAGAAUGUGGAGGACUACAGGAUGUUCUACAUUGGCCAUGAGGGUCUUACUCUCACCAACUUCAUGAUGACGUGGAACCGCUGCACCUUCAGUUCAUUCAACCCUGACACAUCGACAGGCCGAGUUGAGUCUAUCAACAUCAAUAAAGCACUGAUGAAGCGCUACUAUGCCAUCGAGCGGGCGAAGGAUGCCAGUGUGGUGGGAAUCCUGGUUGGCACUUUGGGCGUCGCCAACUACAUGAGCAUCAUUGAGCAGCUAAAAGAAAGUAUUCGCAAGGCUGGCAAGAAGAGCUAUAUGUUUGCAAUGGGCAAGAUCAAUGUACCAAAGCUGGCCAACUUCCUGGAGAUUGAUGUGUAUGUGUUAGUUGCUUGUCCAGAGAAUUCACUGCUGGAUUCUAGCGAGUUCUACAGGCCAGUGGUGACGCCGUUUGAGAUGGAAGUGGCCUGCAACAAGCAUCGCGAGUGGAGCGGAGAAUACAUCACUGACUUUCAAGAUCUGCUGCCUGGAGGGAGCAGUCAUGUGGACUUUCCCGAAUCAGAUCAGUCUACUAAUGAUGACACAACAGAUGUGUCACUGAUCACUGGAGCACUGCGCACUUCCUGUUUACGAUCCUCCUCUGAGCCAGCAGAUGGUUCGUCAUUUUCUUCUUCAGUUGUGAUCAGGAAUCAGACUCUAACUGUGGCCAACACGAAUACUGCAGCAUCUUUUCUCGCGGGCCGGAGCUGGCAGGGGUUGGAGCCCAAGCUGGGGGAAACGCCAGUAGUAAAAGCUGUGGAGGGAAGACGAGGCAUCGCUAUUGCUUAUGAGGAGGAGGGUACAGACAGUAAAGACUGCUUGACCUGACCCUAAAACACUAAAAUACAAGAAACAGUCUGGAGUCCAAAAGGAAAUAAGAAAGACCUCACUGCUGGGACACGUUGCAUCAUAUUUAAUGUAAAGCACAGAGGGUGUGUGUUAGUGUAUCAAUCCACUGACACUGGACAGAAGUGAAGUAUGCCGUGUUUAAGCUAAUAUGACUGUCAGAAUUAUUUUCCAUAUACAUGAUGCUGAUAAAGAGAAGGUAUUAUUUAAAUUAAUUUCCAAACCUCACUAUAAAAAUUCCACAAAGGACAUGGAUAUAAACCAAAAGUAAGAUUUUGAUGAGCUGGUGGUGCUAGUAAGCAAUUCUGUAUUGCUUCUUAUGCCCAGGGAUAUAGACUGUGAUCUGUGAGCUUCUACACACAACCAACCAAGUCACAAUCAUGUGUAUGGGGGGAAAAAAUCAAGAACAAACCAGAAACCCAAACUAAAUACAGUGAAAUAGGUGUCCUGGUUGGAGCUUGUAAUUGAAAGCCAGUGAAUAACAGCCAUUAAAGAAAUAUACAGUCAAUGUCUUACUUUUUUCA
Pangasianodon hypophthalmus (striped catfish) is the source of this 2457-nucleotide messenger RNA. It is a transcript of the gene dph2, whose product is annotated as diphthamide biosynthesis 2. Lineage: Eukaryota; Metazoa; Chordata; Actinopteri; Siluriformes; Pangasiidae. The coding region runs from base 407 to 1915 and encodes 502 amino acids. Gene Ontology annotation, molecular function: 2-(3-amino-3-carboxypropyl)histidine synthase activity. The transcript is spliced from 7 exons. The record is from RefSeq and is a predicted model, not a curated record. Gene Ontology annotation, biological process: protein histidyl modification to diphthamide.